Messenger RNA from Aspergillus terreus NIH2624, 879 nucleotides. RefSeq names its product intradiol ring-cleavage dioxygenase. The record is from RefSeq and is a predicted model, not a curated record. The transcript has 3 exons. Lineage: Eukaryota; Fungi; Ascomycota; Eurotiomycetes; Eurotiales; Aspergillaceae. Bases 1 to 879 code for a protein of 292 amino acids. Gene Ontology annotation, molecular function: catechol 1,2-dioxygenase activity; ferric iron binding. Gene Ontology annotation, biological process: catechol-containing compound metabolic process.
AUGGCCUCUCACCGAUUCGACCCCAACUUCACCGACAAUGUCAUUAGCGCCAUGGGCCCCAAGACGGAGCCGCGCUUCCGCCAGCUGAUGGCCAGUCUGAUCCGGCACGUGCACGACUUUGCGCGCGAAAACGAGUUGACCGUGGACGAGUGGAUGGCCGGCGUGCAGUUGAUGAACUGGGCCGGACAGAUGAGCGACGCCAAGCGCAACGAGGGCCAGCUAGUCUGCGACGUGAUCGGACUGGAAUCUCUAGUCGACGAAAUCACCUUCAAGCUCGCCGACGAAGCGGCCGACGCGCCCACGGCGACCGCCAUUCUGGGCCCGUUCUUCCGCGCCGACACGCCCUACCGCCAGAACGGCGCCAACAUCGUCAAGGGCGUGACGGACGGCGAGAUGGCCUUCAUGCAGGGCCGCGUCAUCGACUUCGAGACCAAGCAGCCGCUGGCCGGCGCCACCGUCGAAGUGUGGCAGGCGUCGACGAACGGGCUGUACGAGCAGCAGGACCCCAACCAGGAGGAGUUCAACCUGCGCGGCAAAUUCAAGACCGACGCCGACGGUCGCUACUUCUUCUACUGUCUGCGUCCGACGCCGUACCCGGUCCCCGACGAUGGGCCCGCCGGGAAGCUCCUCAAGCUCAUGGAUAGACAUCCCUUCCGCCCGGCGCACAUUCACAUUAUUGCCACCCACGACGGCUACAAGCCUCUCACCACCCAGAUCUUCGACCGCAAGGACCCUUACCUCACCAACGACUCUGUUUUCGCCGUGAAGGACUCGUUGAUUGUCGACUUCCUGCCGCGCAAGGGCGAUCCUCAGGCGGGUCUUGAGCUGACCUACGAUGUCAAGCUGGUCCGUGAGAAUUUGAAGACGAACGGUGCCUAA